Molecule: messenger RNA, 1592 nt
Organism: Moneuplotes crassus
Lineage: Eukaryota; Ciliophora; Spirotrichea; Euplotida; Euplotidae
Source: the annotation of a GenBank genome assembly
UAUCCAAAAUGUCAAGAAUCCUGCUUCUUUUGGCCCUAGGUCUUGUCUCACUGACACUUUGCCUUGAGAAUAUUGUGACUGAGAGAGACGAUGGGAAGUUUUAUAAGAGAAAUAAUAUUUUUAUCUUGAAUGAUAGAAAUCACCCAAGUUUUGUGAAUCUGUAUAAAUACGUGUUUGUGUAUUAUAAGGACCAAGAUGGAACAGACGAGGACUUGGAGAUUAGAGGGAAGUUAGAGGAGUUGGCCAUAGCACUGGAGAAUAUUACACCUAAAGCCUUUGUGGCAGAGCUUGACUUGAGCAAAGAAAUUUUUGUAGAUGAGAAGGAAAUGGGAGUUAGGGAAAUUGUUGGAAUCCAAUCUACUCCUCACUAUAAGUUCUAUGUAAGCAUGAGUAGAGGGUUUGAUUAUAAGAGAGAUCUUAAGAUUACAGAAAUUGUGAGUUAUGUUAAGAGCAAGAUCACUCUGUCAUCUACUGAAAUCACAACCAUGGACGAUUUUGAACAAAAUUAUCACUCAAACAGACCUCUAGUCACCUUUAUUGGCGAACAAGGGACUGACAACUAUAAUGCUUAUCAAGAAACAGCAAAGCUACUAAUGUAUGACAAAAACCUAACAUUCACACAUGUAAACAGUGCAAACCUGAACCCUGAUUUAGCCUCAUCGCUAGGAGUCACUGGGCCUAUUAAGGAUUACAUGAUCAAAGUGUUCAACCCGAAUGACAACUCUGCAUCAUAUUCAAAGCCAAAGGUUGACCAUAUAGAGUUGAAAGACUUCAUCAUCAACGCUGCCUUUUCAGACUACGCAACAGAUGAGUUGCAUAUCUUACAAGAGGAUACUUUUGCGAAGAUUCUGAGCUACCACAAAGCCUUACUUCUAUUCUGUCCAGGCACAGAUGAGGCUAUGACCAAAGAGAGUGAACAAGUUGUCAAUACUUUCUUGCCCCAGCUUGACACCAUUGGACAGAGCAUCUUUGUGUUCAAAGCAAGUGAAUCAAAGAAACUCUUGAAUAUCCUAGGCCUCGAUCUUACCGAACAACCUCAGUUGUGGAUCAUGGAUUUUAGGGACCUUGAAAAAGAUCUUCAGAGAUACAAGUUCACAGGUAAUACGAUCAGCUUGCCUUUGUUGACCUCUUUUUAUAACGGAUGGAGAGAAAACAAGCUUACUGUGUAUUUCCCUCCAGAGCCUAGUAAAGGAGGAGAUUAUGAAAAUGGAGUUCUCAGACUUGAUCAGAAUAUCUUCUAUGACGUCAUUAGAAACCCAGAUUUUGAGACAAUGGUGUUCUUUUAUGUGGAUAAUUGUGAUGUCUGUGACAUGUUCAUGCCUAUCUAUGAGAAGGUAGCCAUGGAGUUGAAAGGGGUCAAUCAGAUCAAGCUUGCUAAGAUCAAUAUGAGCAUGAAUACUCUUCAGAGACAAGCUGGAGUUGAAGAUAACACUAAACUUCCGAAAGUCAUGUUCUAUCCAAAAUCUCAUCUGGAUACAGGUCUUGAGUUCAAUUCUGGAGUUCAAGAAAAAGAUAUAAUUUCUUUCCUGUAUAAGCACAAGACUUUAACAACAUCAGAGGACGAAGAAAUAAAUGAUGAUUUGUAAUUCAAU